AGAGAGAUUAGUAGCUGUCCAGUCACAGUUGGAGUUGUUCAGGCCAGGAUGGGAGCUGCUUCUUUUGCUGUGGCUCUGGUGAUUACAGCAUCACUCCAUCCUGGGAUGUCUCAAGACCCCCGGGUCACCCUCACCGUGGAGCCCCCCGGACCGAGCGUCUACGUUGGGGAGACGGUCUCCCUGAGGUGUGGGGUGAGCGGGGACCCCCCCGGGAACUGGACGUACCGCUGGCUCAGAGGCGACCCCCCCGCCCCCUGCCCCCAGACCCGACUGCGCGGGGCGGCGGGCGGCCGCUACACCAUUACCGCGGCCGAAACGUCUGACCGGGGGCUGUACUGCUGCUGCGCGGAGAGGGGGGCCCCGCCCACUCUGUCGCUGCCUAGCAACGCCGUCCACCUGAACGUCUCAGAACACCCCCCAGCCCUGCUCAUCCUGCACCCCAACAGCAGGCAGCAUUUCCAGGGGGAAAAGAUGACUCUGUGGUGCCCCAACCGAGAGGACAAUUCCACAGGUUGGACACUGAAGCACAUCUCGGGCUCAGGGGUGCAGUCUGGCUGCAUUCCUGCAGGGGGCACUGUGAGUACGGAGAGGCCUGGGGCCUGCCAAAUCUCCGGCCUGCACUCUGGCAACAGCGGCCUCUACUGGUGCGAGUCUGACGUGGGAGAGAGACGCACCAGCACUGUCAACAUUACUGUGGUCUACGGGCCAAUCAUCAUUCAGAGCCCUGCCCAGCCGGUGGCCGCGGGAGACUCCGUGACUCUACGCUGCCUCCUCUGGCGGCAGGGAGCCAACGCGACGGCUUUCUACCGGGACGGAGUCGAGGUGCACCCCCUGAACAGCACACAGGUGACCCUCCGAAACGUGACCGGGGCGGACCAGGGUCUCUACGCCUGCGCGGGCCCCAACGGCACGGAGAGCGCCGGGAGCUGGCUGUCCGUGCGAGCAGGUGUUCUCAAAACACAGCGGAUCUCUCCUACAGACCUGCAAGUGCCCUCGACCUCGCCCACAGAAGCUCCUUCUCCCACAGGCUCUUGGUUGAUGGCGGUGGUGCCCUGCUGCAUUCUGGGAGCCCUCCUCGUUCUGGCAUUCACUCUGCUGGCUUGUCACCGCAGGUCCCUUUUGAAGUGUUCCUGCUGCAGCGGCUGUCCCAUGGGCAGCUCCCAUAGAGAGGGCCCCAAAGGGGAGAGGCCCCAGACCAAGCCGGACGCCACAGAGAUCCAGUGGGACGUCCCGUGGACGGAGAUGGAGGCCACCCUGCUGGGCGGAGCCCGGGACGAGGAACAGGGCGUCUGGCCCCCCCAGGCAGGAGCACAUAUCUGGGGCCUGAAUCCCCCCUAGCCCUGUUCAGCAGGGGUCCUGAGUCUUACCCAGAAAGGGCCGGAGGGGGUGCAGGCUUCUGUUCCAAUUGAACAGCAACAUGCCUGAUUCUACUAAUCAACCAUUAGAGUCUCUGCUCAGGACCUAUUUUAGUCGAGUCAGGUGUGUUACUGCUCAGCAGUAGGGAACAGGGCAUUGCUGUAAAAGAGCAUGUCUUGCUCAGUCAAUUUACCCUCUAUACAUAAAGGUCAGUAAAUAAAUAAAACACUAAAGCCUGCACCUGCACCCGCCCUUUCUGGAUGAGACUGAGGACCCCUGCUUCACAGGGCCUCUCCACCAGAGUUAGGAGGCCAACCUCGGAUCCCAGGAAGGAGGAGUUACUUUCUCUCUCUCGCCUGUGAUGUCACUGCACCCAUGGAGGAUUUCAAGAGUGACAUCUCUUUCUGUUUAGGGUUUGUUUUUAAGUGACACCACCGUCUCUGUACUUUUAAAAAUUAUUAUUUGAAAGUGAAACCACUGUCUCUGACAGGCGUUUUUGUUUUGAAGUGGCAUCACUGUCUCUAUAAGUUUGUAAGAAUCACUGUUCUUCAUCUUUAUAUUAGGUUUGGAUGUACUGUUGUCUGGCUAUUUAUCGAUUAACUCAAUUAUUAAUAAUGAUUAAUACUGAUUCUUUUUACAGAUUAUUCAUUACGUUUUUUUAGUCAAUUACGUGUUAUUAUUAAUCUGUUUCUUAUUGUUUCAUGGUGAAAAUGCCAUUAUUUGAAAUCGGCCAUUUCAUUUUUGUAAAAAAUAUGUAAUUGUUAUACAUUAGAUAUAAUAGGUUGUUUAUGAAUUUCUGCACUAAAAAAAUGCUUUCUGUAUUGUAGCACUAUGAGAAAAUUCUCUCUGAAUUUCUUCUCUGGAACAAUGUAAGGGAACUAGAG
Anguilla anguilla (European eel) is the source of this 2240-nucleotide messenger RNA. RefSeq names its product high affinity immunoglobulin gamma Fc receptor I-like. The transcript has 9 exons. The coding region runs from base 49 to 1338 and encodes 429 amino acids. The record is from RefSeq and is a predicted model, not a curated record. Gene Ontology annotation, biological process: cell surface receptor signaling pathway. Lineage: Eukaryota; Metazoa; Chordata; Actinopteri; Anguilliformes; Anguillidae. Gene Ontology annotation, molecular function: transmembrane signaling receptor activity.